This is a messenger RNA of Hyaloscypha bicolor E, 999 nucleotides long. RefSeq lists its product as uncharacterized. The record is from RefSeq and is a predicted model, not a curated record. NCBI's taxonomy places the organism in Eukaryota, Fungi, Ascomycota, Leotiomycetes, Helotiales, Hyaloscyphaceae. The transcript has a single exon. Bases 86 to 799 code for a protein of 237 amino acids.
CUCACAGUUGUCCUUGGUCCUGAGGGCCCGCCUUGAUGAGAUCUACACGGGGGUUUAAGAUUUGCUAACGUUCACUGGCUAGAUCAUGAAGGCCUUCAGCACCACCCUCCCGAUCGCCGUGCUGGCCCUAGCUCCGAAGGUCUCGGCUCUGUUUCAGCUCGAGGUCGAGUACAGCGACCUCAUGGUCCCUGUCGGCAACGUCAACCUGUUCCACGCUGUGUGGGAGGUACUUUACACCCAGUCUGACCAAUACGGCGGGCUGUCGGAUCUCACCUACCCGGCCUACACAACUAAGUGCGGUGACCAUGGGGCGGACCCCGAUCUCAGUGUGACCAUCCAGCUGGAUGGUCAAUGGGGUAACGUUGACAACAUCUCUGGGUGGACGAUGAGGGAUGCCCUGGUCCAGGCCGCAUGGAAGACGGUGGACGAGCUAUCCAAACCGACAGGAUACGAUGUUUACACCGAAUGCUGGGGCACCACGUGGCAGGAGGGGAUCCCAUAUGACAACAACGCACCGUGCGGGGCACCGAAUAAGCCGAGAUGCCUCUGCGACAUAAUUUCGGCUCAGUGCCUUAAUCAUUCGUGGGGACACCAGAUCCCUUCGAAGGUGAAGGUGCAGACGUACGAUAAUAAUGGAGUGCUUCUUCCCGACAAUUAUGUGAUGACUUUUUCAUCCAGUUCCAGUCCGGCAGGGGGUGGAUGCGGCAAGUACGGAGCGAUAGCUGAGGUACUCGCAAGCUUCGUGCCAGGGGUAGGUCCCUUUUUUGAAAAGGGAAUCAAAAUCGCCUGCAGGCAGUAGAAAGUCGGAGGAUAGGAGACUCUGAGUCGCAGAUUGCUGAAUGGACUACUGAGCGACAUACGGGGAGACAGCUGCCGGACUAAAACCUUUCCUUUUGUUCCUGUUGGUAGAGGAGGACUUUGUGCUUCAUCGCUUUAGGGCCAUUAUAACUCAGAAAUUGAAGGCUAGAAGUACUCAUAUUGAUAUGAAAAAUAAAAGUU